GCCUCGAUACCUCACUGUGGUGGUGAAGGCUUGGUCAUGGUCCAAGGCGCUGGUAUCGUAUUGUCUCGCAGACUCGGCAUGGCCUCCUAAGCCCACGGCUCUUGUUGCUUGUUUCCAGGCCAUGUUGUCCCAGCUGGGGUGGCGUUCGACAGCCUCUGUCGGCCUCGAGAUCAUCGUCCUGGCAUCAUCUUCGAGGCGAGCCCAAGCGGUAGCAAACUUUGUCUCGGGAGGGAUCGCACCGACCAGGCGCAUGGUCGAACGAACAAGGGGCGAUUGGCAGAAGCGAGAAAGACGGAUCUUCCGUGAUCGACGAAGGAAGUGGGCAGGUCCUCCUGUCAGAUGAUGGGCAUCUUGUGGGAGUUCGCUCGGCUGAGGCUGCAAUUGCGAUGAUUAGAG
Molecule: messenger RNA, 396 nt
Organism: Cryphonectria parasitica EP155
Lineage: Eukaryota; Fungi; Ascomycota; Sordariomycetes; Diaporthales; Cryphonectriaceae
Exons: 1
Coding region: 122-343 (73 amino acids)
Source: RefSeq, a predicted model, not a curated record